UCAGACUCCUCGUUUGUUUCCCUGUUUUCCCUGUUUCUAUUUUCAACAUUUUAGUUGUUUCCCCUGUAGUUGGUUCCAUGUUGCCACAGCAACCGAGUCAGCUACACUCAGAAGUAGCUUAUAGCAGAUGUUGCUAGCUGCUUCAUGAAAAGCUAAGAAAAAUAUAUCGAUCUUACUUCAGAACAGUUGUUGAUGUCUGGACAUUGAACGGCUCAAUAUGAAUGAUCUUCAUCUUCCCCUGGAAACUAGUCUUACCAGGUGAGUCCUCGUCCAUGCCCUGCAUGUCCAACAUGGCGUCUGAUGAGUCUCCUCAAUGUGACGAUAAAGUGAAGGUGAGAAGGAGGAGGAGGGAGCAGGAGGUGAGGAGGAAGGAGGUUCUGGCAGUGGACAUUGAAGAGUUAACAUCUGCUGGUCACAGAGCUCUGCAGGAGGGACGGACUCAAGACGCUCUGAGCUGCUUUAACAAGGCGCUGAAUGCUGCAGGACAGCUGCAGGACUCCCGGGUCCUCCGGGCCUGCUCCUUUAACCUUGGUGCAGCCUAUGUGCAUGUGGGCCAACCUAAGGAAGGUCUGGACUUCCUGCAUCAGGUUCAGCCCGGUCCAAAGGCCGACCGCCUCCCAGACCUCCAGUUCAACCUGGCCCUGGCCCACAAUGCACUGGGGCAGAGCCGAGAGGCCGCCGCCUGCUUCUUGCAGGCUGCUCAGCUGUACAGAUCACAGGGAGACGGAGGCAGCGAGGGGGACGCCUGCAUGGAGAUGAGCCGCUGCCACAGCAGAGUACAGGACUGGUCUCUGGCUGCUCAGGGUUUCCUGCGGGCUGCAGAGAGUUACAGAGUGGCAGCCAUGUUGGAUUCUGCAGCCGCUGCCUUCAAAGAGGCAGUAAAUCACAUGAUCCAAUCAGAUCGGUUCAGCCGUGAUGACAUCAAUAGCGUACUGACCGAGUGUCUGAGUCUGACAGACAGAAUCACAGAGCCGAGAAUUCUGGGUGAGCUGUACCUGUCAGUGGGCGUGUCUUACUGUCGGCUUAGGUGUUUCCAGGAGGCGGUACAGUGUUUCCAGCUGGCUCUGGGCCCCACCACUCAGCACCCCUCCCUGCUGGCCAAAGUCCUGCACAACCUGGGAGCUGCUCUGAACUCUGUGGGCCAGUUCACACCUGCUGUGGGUUACCAUAGGCUGGCUGCUGGACUCUACGGCUCCCUGGGUCGCCGUGGUGACCAGGCGCGGUGUUUCAGUAACUUAGCGUUUGCCUGCAGUCAGCUGGGUGAUGAAGAAGAGGCAGCAGAGAGCUUCAUCCAUGCUCUGCAGGGAUUCAGAGACGCAGAGGACCACCUGGCUCAGGCUCAGGUGUGUGAGUCAUUAGCCGAGUGUUACCUGAAGCAGAGGAAGCAGCAAAAAGCCGUUCAGCUCUACAAACAGGCUCUGACUGCUCUGUCUCAUUGCCAGGACAGUUCUGGUUGUGUUCGAGAUCGUCUCGUGGAGCGUUUGACUGCAGUUCUACAGCAGAGUCUGACUGUCAGUCUGCAGAGGCCAAUCCCACCUGGACUACACCCACACAGUCCACCUGUCAGACAGAGGGUCAGGAAGAGUGACAUCACACAGAGUCCAGGCAGAGCAUCAAAACAGCAUCCAGAUGAUGAGAGGGGGGAGGGGCAAGGAACGGAGCAGCAGGCCACGGGUAGACGGGAAGCAGCAGAGAAUUGUGGGCCAGCAGGGGGCGGAGCCACUGAGAGACAGGAAUUCAUGAACGUUGUACCUGGAUCGCACAGUUCACACCUGUCCGAGCAGCUGCAGCACGGUGAGCUGUGUUCGGACGGAGAGAAUCUUCACACUGACAGUGAAACCUCGUUGGUCCAGAAUGCAGAGACUCCACCAACCAGACCAGAUGACAUCAGAGAGGCCACGCCCCCUGUAGCCAGGUGGAGGUCUCGAUUCUGUUCACUGAUGUAGACUCCCCUGCGUGAUGGAGUUAUUGAUCGUGCAUUGAUUAUGGACCGAUCAUCAGUCUCUGAGCGACCGCUGAGUGACCAAACAGACGUCAGAGUCUGAUCUGCAUCACAGAGUGAAGAUAAAACCUCGACAUGGAAUUCAUUCAGCUGUUUCCCUUUGUUCAUUCUGUCGACAUGAAGUAUUAAUACAAGUGUGUUUAGACCUAAUCAAGUAUAUAUAUGCAUUAAAUGUGAAAGGAAAGUGUAACCUGUGCCCCCCCCUCACAUCCACACACACGUCUCCUGUCAAUAUAAACCAUCACCGAUCCAAGAAAAGAAGA
Molecule: messenger RNA, 2265 nt
Organism: Chelmon rostratus (copperband butterflyfish)
Lineage: Eukaryota; Metazoa; Chordata; Actinopteri; Chaetodontiformes; Chaetodontidae
Product: tetratricopeptide repeat protein 24
Exons: 14
Coding region: 222-1946 (574 amino acids)
Molecular function (GO): protein binding
Source: RefSeq, a predicted model, not a curated record